UAAACGUAUAAACGGUUGGGGACAUUUUUUUGUAUGGAGUUACCGUUCUUCUCCUAGUGAGUAUUAUAUUCUUUGGUCGUAAUAAACGGAGUCGUAAUAAACGGUUGUACUUUCAUAGUAGCUUGUACUAAUACCAAACAAGUGCCUAUAGUUACGUCGCUAUAAGCGGUUGGUUGUUAUAUGCGAAGUCGCACUAACCGGACUCUACUGUAAUUGCAAUGCUAAUGGAUAAAUAUAUAAUAAUAUAAUAAAAUAAUUGGGUAGGUAAAGUCGUUUGAAGAUAGGCAAAUUAUAUUUUUUUCCGAUAGUAUUUAUUAUAGCGAUCACGGAAAUGCAGCUCUUUUAUUUUUAUUUCAUUUUAUUGAUUAAAUAUAAUUUUUUAAAUGAUCGAUAUGAUUUUGUGAGAUGGAAUGGCAGAUUCGAAUAAUUCCUUUGCACGUAAUAAAUGGGACGAGAUAGAAAAAAAAAACGAUGUCAACUGUCAGUGUCACUUAGCUCUCAUUCCCGAAAAAUAACGGACAAUAAUGCAAACACACUAUUUAACCAAAUUAUGGACAGACAAUUUAAGGGAUGGCUACAGGUCUACACAGAUGCCUCUAAAAUAAACCCAACAGAAUCUGUAGGAUCAGCGGUUUGGAUCCCAAAAUAUAAAAUAGUACUUAAUAAUAAAAGCCCUCCACAAGCCUCAAUAUUUACCGGCGAAGCAGUUGCUCUAUACGAAGCUAUCUCCUACAUUCAAUCGCAUAAUCAAGAUAAAAGUAUAAUAUUGACUGAUUCUCUGAGCUGCUUACAGGACCUGAAGAGACUACCAUUUCACUCCAAGGAUAACUUCUACCUUACCUUAAAAAUAAAAGAUAAACUUAGAGAAUGUCAUGAUGCCAAUUUGCAAGUAGUCUUAGCAUGGAUCCCUAGCCACUCAGGCAUAUCUGGUAACGAGGUCGUGGACCAAUAUGCAAAAGCUGCCAUACACCAGAGUUUCGCUUCUGACCAAAAAUGCUUUACUCGAGACAUAAGAUCUUCGAUAAGAUGUCUGCUUUUUGAAAAUUGGAAUAAAUCAUGGCAACUCUCACGUAGAGCCAAGGGUCAACACUACGGUAACCUGCAACCAAAUAUCCCUCCUAAACCCUGGUUUUUCAAGCACAAAGGCUAUUCUAAGGUAGCAACUUCGAAUAUUAUCAGAUUACGACUUGGACACAUUUGUUCGCCAGUGCGCCUGGCCAAGAUGCGAAUAAGGGACAGCUCUAUCUGUGAAUGUGGAUUGGACGAAGGGUGGAUGGAUACUCUACCGAACACCGUAUAUACAUCACCGACGAUCUAUAUCAUACUGGCCGUGUGUUAUCCAACCUCGACACUGGCGGAAUCAUCAAGCCCUGAUGGAGCCAUAAUACACAAAAAUUGAUU
Messenger RNA from Cydia fagiglandana, 1401 nucleotides. RefSeq lists its product as uncharacterized. Gene Ontology annotation, molecular function: RNA-DNA hybrid ribonuclease activity; nucleic acid binding. NCBI's taxonomy places the organism in Eukaryota, Metazoa, Arthropoda, Insecta, Lepidoptera, Tortricidae. Bases 446 to 1399 code for a protein of 317 amino acids. The record is from RefSeq and is a predicted model, not a curated record. The transcript has 2 exons. Gene Ontology annotation, biological process: DNA replication, removal of RNA primer.